AAAAUCUCCGUCUCUUCACAUCGACCAAAGAAAGCUUUUCUUGUUUGUCAUCCUAAUUCACAUCGAUAGGAGAUGGCAGAAGCCCUAGUGAAAUCCUUUCUGCAAAGAUUGAGUUCUCUGAUAUUGGAAGAGAGUGAAGCUUCUACAGAUCUGCAAGAUCAAUUCCAAAGGCUCAAGAACAGACUCGAGGAGAUUGGAAGCUUUCCUGGAGAAUCAGGUAGGAGGAAACACGAGGAUAGAUUGUUUUGCGGUUGGACGAGCGAUUUUGUAGAAACAUUACAUGACGCAGACAAUUGUAUCAAUCAGUAUGUCACUAAGACUCGGAAUCGAGAUGGGUCUGAUCAAGCACAGACAAUUGUGCAGAUUUGUAAUGAAUUAGAGAAGAUCGAUGCACGCCUUGCCGAGAGUUCAUGCCGAAGGUCUCAACUCAAAAUGACGCCGACAUCGGAAGCAAAAGAGGAAAUUGGGGAAAGUUCUUCUACUACUACUGAUGAUGUUGAUGUAGAAGGUGAGGAAUCUCUUGCCCCCUUUGAAUUGAAAUAUAGAAACUUACCUUCUUACCUUAGAUCCUGCUUACUCUACUGUUCUCUCUUCCCUGAGAAAAUAAGUAGAGGAAGAUUGGUUCGGCUAUUGGUGGCUGAAGGUAUUUUACAAGAAAGACCUGCAGGGGAAGUCAUGGAGGAUAUUGCUGAAGAAAAUAUCAACGAAUUGGUUGGCCAAGGAAUUCUUCGAAUUGUAAUUGGCUUCGAAGAUGAACUCGAAGUUGUUGACCCAUAUCAUAGAAUCUGUAUACUUAAGCGGCAGCAAGGAGAAGGUAUCACUAGGUAUCUGGUUUCUGAUUCUACUAAUUUUCCUGAGAGUUCCCACCUUAUUUUCAUCCAAUACCAUGGUGAUACUAUCACUACUACAAGCUUCAAUGAUCACCCGAUUGGAUCAUUACAUGUCAUUCCAGACUAUUCACAAGGAUUAAUUCCCAGUGAGUAUUGGUAUGAAGGCAUUCCUGAUGACCACUGGGCCUGUGUAAGAAGUGCCCUGUAUACCUUAACUUUUUUGCAAGUUUUGGACUUAGAGAAUCUUUGUAUUAAGAGCUUACCAGAAGAAAUAGGAGAUCUGAUACACUUGAGGUAUCUGGGCUUAAAACAUUCAGUACUGGAUGAGAUUUCAGAGAGCAUAGGCAAUCUUCAAAAUCUACAAACUUUAGACAUUAGAGGGCAUAGAUUGCCGAGGGGAUUGCCAAGUGGAGUUCUGAAUCUUCUACAGUUGAGGCACCUUAUGUUGCCAAUGAAUAAAAUAAAAGUCCCCUCAGGUAUAGGCAUAUUAACAAACCUCCAGAGUUUAACUGGUUUAUUCUUAAGACCUGGCAUCAUCGAAGAAUUAAGAAGUUUGACUAAACUCAGGAAACUAGAACUGAAGGAUGUAUCCGAAGAACAUGGCAGUGAGCUCUCUGCUUCUAUUAUGAAGAUGAGAGGACUUCUCUCUUUAUCUCUACGUGCAACAUUUCUUGAUAAGGAUGAACUGUUGCCCACAUUGGAGCCAUUUUCGCCACCUCCCUUUAUUAGAAAACUCUGCUUAAGCGGGCGUCUAGUUGAUCUUCCUGAUUGGGUCUGUUCCAUGGAGAGCCUCACGAAAUUAUCAUUAGGUUUUUCCUUUCUACCUGAGGAAGCAGUUUCUGUACUUCAAGAUCUUCCCAACUUGAAACAUCUAAUUCUGUCGAGAGCUUGCGAGGUCAAAGUAAUAACCAAAGAAUUUUGCCGGGUGGGUGGGUUUCCUAAGCUAGAGGUACUUAUUAUUGCUUCUCGGACUCUACUGGAAUGGACUGAGAUUGAAGAAGGGGCAUUACCAUGCUUAGCACUCCUCCGCUUCCACAAUUGCCUACGGUUGAUGAAUCUUCCAGAAGGACUGCAAUAUGUCACCACCCUAAAGGUACUAGAGAUGAUUCCCUUGCACCCAGAUCUUGAACGGAGGUUGAAACAUGAUGGAGGCAAAGAGAAUUACAAGAUCAAACACAUCCCAAAAAAACAGUUUUUCUCUUCAUCUCUACGCAAGUGGAUUGAAAUAUGAUGC
Molecule: messenger RNA, 2064 nt
Organism: Telopea speciosissima
Lineage: Eukaryota; Viridiplantae; Streptophyta; Magnoliopsida; Proteales; Proteaceae
Product: probable disease resistance RPP8-like protein 4
Exons: 2
Coding region: 73-2061 (662 amino acids)
Biological process (GO): defense response to other organism
Source: RefSeq, a predicted model, not a curated record